AUGAAAGUGCACUUACUAGUGAGGUUACACUACCCAGACUACAGUGAGGUUACACUACUAGACUACAGUGAGGUUACACUACUAGACUACAGUGAGGUUACACUACUAGACUACAGUGAGGUUACACUACUAGACUACAGUGAGGUUACACUACUAGACUACAGUGAGGUUACACUACUAGACUACAGUGAGGUUACACUACUAGACUACAGUGGGGUUACACUACUAGACUACAGUGAGGUUACACUACUAGGCUACAGUGAGGUUACACUACUAGACUACAGUGAGGUUACACUACUAGACUACAGUGAGGUUACACUACUAGACUACAGUGAGGUUACACUACUAGACUACAGUGAGGUUACACUACUAGACUACAGUGAGGUUACACUACUAGACUACAGUGAGGUUACACUACUAGACUACAGUGGGGUUACACUACUAGACUACAGUGAGGUUACACUACUAGACUACAGUGAGGUUACACUACUAGACUACAGUGAGGUUACACUACUAGACUACAGUGGGGUUACACUACUAGACUACAGUGAGGUUACACUACUAGACUACAGUGAGGUUACACUACUAGACUACAGUGAGGUUACACUACUAGACUACAGUAAGCUUGGGGAUGAAAGCACUUAUCUGACCAGAGCAAAGCUGUGGUGUGUGUCUGUAGGAGGGUUAGGGUUAUGGAGGGAGAGCUUUAGAUUGAGGGAGAGCUGUAGAACAGAGGGAGAGCUGUAG
Molecule: messenger RNA, 747 nt
Organism: Coregonus sp. 'balchen'
Lineage: Eukaryota; Metazoa; Chordata; Actinopteri; Salmoniformes; Salmonidae
Source: the annotation of a GenBank genome assembly